Molecule: messenger RNA, 3171 nt
Organism: Miscanthus lutarioriparius
Lineage: Eukaryota; Viridiplantae; Streptophyta; Magnoliopsida; Poales; Poaceae
Source: the annotation of a GenBank genome assembly
AUGGCGGAGAUGGCCGAUAGCGGGCGACAGCGGACGGAGCAGGCGGCCGGGCAUGUGGGGCUGGAGGUGGAAGAUGCGCAGGGGAUAAGAACGGGAGCCCUCGUGGUCUCUGCACCGAAUGGGUAUGGUGUAAUCAAUGAGCCAGAUUUUAGGUCUGGUGGAUCCUACAAUGGUAGGAGAUCUGUGGAUGAAGGCUUUCCUAGAGAUUCAUAUGGGAGGGGUGCAUUCUGUCAGGAUACACAUGAUAGAAAUAUGUAUGCACCACCACCCUCUGUUGGUGGAAUGUGGUCUCAGCCUCGAAGGAACCAUGAUGAGGAAUGCGCAACUGCAAGAGAUCACAGAAGGCAUGAUGCUGAUUAUCGCAAUGAUGGAGAGCAUCAUGAGUUUGAUUCAUACAGAGGAGUUGAUAGACUCCGUGAUAAUUAUCAUGCUACUGACAACUAUUAUGAAUCUGGUAGUUACCGUGAUUUUGGUGUUGAUAGGAGCAAAAGGAUUGGAAGCAGAGAACGUGCGGAGUUUCAUGGUGAGUUUGAAGACCGGUACCGCAGUUCUCACCAAAGCAGGGAGGACAGCUAUGAGAGAGAUCAUGAAUAUGGUCGUUACGGUUAUGAUUCGGACUAUGAGAGAGGCAGGAGAGAUAGUAGCUGGAGAAGACGUGAUUCAUGUGAGAGUGAACGUGAAAUAAGUGGAUUAAGUCGUGAAAGAGAGGAAAGUCCAUACAUGCGCCAUAGCCGUUCUCGAUCACAUGGGCGUGAUGACCGAUCAAGAUCACGGUCUAGAUCAAGAUCUCCUCGUGCGAGAAGUCAUGGUCGGAACCAAAGAGAUGGCCUGUAUGAUGAUAAUCGAUUUGACAGAAGAAGGGAAUAUGACUGGGAUGAUAGGAGGCAUGGUGAUUCAGUGGUCCCAUCUGCCACUGUUGUUGUCAAGGGACUGUCCCUGAAGACUAAUGAUGAUGACCUAUAUCAGAUUCUUGCUCAGUGGGGGCCUCUACGCAGUGUGCGUGUGAUCAAGGAACGGAAUUCUGGCAUGUCUCGUGGAUUUGCUUUUAUUGACUUCCCCACUGUGGAAGCUGCCCGUAGAAUGAUGAAAGCUACUGGGGAGAAUGGUCUCGAAAUUGAUGGCAGGAAUGUGUUCUUUCAGUACAGUAGUAAACCAACCGGUGGGAUGGUUGGGCCUUCUCUUGGACAAGAAAAUUUUACAAGGCCUACUUAUGGGCACAGGACUGCUGCUGCACCGUGUGACUGGAUUUGUACUAUAUGCGGAUGUAUGAAUUUUGCCCGCAGGACCUCCUGUUUUCAGUGCAAUGAACCUCGUACUGAGGAUGCUCUACCAGCUGAUGCGACAGGUUCCACUCCACACUUUGGGAGAAGGGGAUCUGAACUAGGUCCAACUCAUGUUUUAGUUGUUCGUGGUUUGGAUGAAAAUGCUGAUGAGGAAAUGCUUCGGUACGAAUUUGCUAAGCACGCACCAAUAAAGGACAUCCGCCUUGUUCGGGAUAAGUUUACUCAUGUGUCUAGAGGUUUUGCCUUCGUUCAUUUCCAUUCGGUGGAAGAUGCUACGAAAGCUCUGGAAGCUACAAAUGGGAUUACACUUGAGAAAAACGGUCAGGUUUUGCGUGUAGCAUAUGCUAAAAGUACACAUGGACCUGCAUCAGGCGGUUCGCAGUCAAACAGCCUUGCCGCAGCUGCCAUUGAGGCUGCAUCAUUUGCUCAGCAGUAUGAUGCCAUAGGUUGGGCUCCAAAAGAGUACAAUCCUGAUGACAAACAGAACAGCAACUCUGAAUCUCAAAAAGAUGGUGGUACAACACAGUCGGGAUUUGUUUGGGAUGAAAAAUCUGGUUACUACUAUGAUUCUGCAUCUGGAUUCUAUUAUGAUGGAACUACUGGCCUUUACUAUGACAGCAACUCUGGAGUUUGGUAUUCGUACGAUCAACAGACUCAACAAUAUGUCCCUUGUAAUGACCAGAACAAUACUAAGGCAGCCGGUGAGGCGGCCAGUGAAAACACUAAGGCCUCAGAUAGUAAUAGUGGCAAAAAGGUUGUGAUCUCUGCGCCUGCUGCCACAAUUAAACAAAGUGAGAAAACUUCACUUCCUGAUGCUGUUCAAGCUGCUGCAAAUGCAGCACUGGCUGCAGAAAAGAGAGAAAAGGAGAAGGCAAAAGAGAUUAAAUUGGCCUCAAAAAGUAGUCUCAUAGCUAAUAAGAAGAAGAUGAACAAUGUCCUAGCUAUGUGGAAGCAAAGGAAUCAAGAAGGGCAGGCCGCACGAGUUGUCCUUGAUGACAAAGAACCAUCAAGUUCUGAUGAUAAAUUUAAUCAUUCACAUAGUGGAACUGGAUUCUCUUUGAAAAGUAAGCCGAAUUCUGACUUUGAAAAUGCUAUGGAUAAUUCUCUUGGCCAAGGAAUUGCAUCGACCCAAAUGUUGGAUUCCGAUGUAAAGCCUAGACCUGUCAGUAACAGCUUAGGGACUACAGUUAUGGGUGUCAUAAGAGGUUCUGCUAGAGGAGUGAUCAAGUCAGAUACUACGUUUCAUGCAUUAACUGAUGCCAGUAGCACUGACUCCCGCACCACUAUAACCACAAGAGCAAGUGGGUUAAUGACAAGUCCUGAGGCACUUGUAACUCCUUCUCCCUUCAAAACUGAUGUGUCUGCCUUAGUCUCUAAUACUUCAUCGGGAGUUUCUGGGAGUGGUAAACGUCGGUUUUCUGAGGCACCAGGACAAUCCCAGUACAGGGAUCGAGCUGCAGAAAGACGAAAUCUGUAUGGAUCAUCUCUUGGCACUGAUACUGUUGGAUUUGAUUCAACUGGUGACUAUCCAUCCCGAAAGGGUUCAAGUGAGAUAGGGUCGAUGCCGUUUCCUCCUGGUGUGGGUGAACGUUCCAGUGGUGAAAUUGGCAACAGCGAAAACUAUGAAGUUAUUACCGCUGAUAGAACAAUCGACGAAAGCAAUGUGGGCAACCGUAUUCUACGCAACAUGGGGUGGCAAGAGGGACUGGGUCUCGGAAAGGAUGGCAGCGGUAUCAAGGAACCAGUCCAGGCAAAAUCCGUGGACGUCAGGGCUGGACUGGGAAGUCAGCAGCGGAAGGCUGAUCCAUCCCUAGAGGCCCAAGCCGGGGACAGCUACAAAACCAUCAUCCAGAAGAAGGCCAUGGCAAGAUUCAAGGAGAUGUCUUAG